Molecule: messenger RNA, 5521 nt
Organism: Rhinichthys klamathensis goyatoka
Lineage: Eukaryota; Metazoa; Chordata; Actinopteri; Cypriniformes; Leuciscidae
Gene: rusc2
Product: RUN and SH3 domain containing 2
Exons: 13
Coding region: 489-5426 (1645 amino acids)
Cellular component (GO): cytoplasmic vesicle
Molecular function (GO): protein binding
Source: RefSeq, a predicted model, not a curated record
CAGGGGACCAGCAGUCCAACACCCCACCCACUCCUACGCUGUCAAGCGGCAGGCCACAGUAUCCGACGCCAGUCACCUGGACCCAAAAUAUGUGAUUUGUAACCUUCUAUCGCCUUAAAGAUGUCCAAAAGUCAGCAUUGUAAGAGGACGCACAGUUAGUGUACGCGCGAGGGACGGUGCGCGCUUCAUCCUGACGUAGCGCCGCUCGCUCCAGCGCUGCUCCGCUGUUGCGCUCAAUACAUCACAAAAUCAAACCAAACGUGGCGAUCGUUCGCCGUGAUUUGACAUCGUGAUCUCCGGGAAUCAAGGAGAUGACAUUUAUUGUCAACAUGUUUUCCUUCCGCCAAGAGAUUCUCUUUAACCUUUUCUUUAACGUUCAUCACUCUCCAAAACCACGGAUUGGCAUUGGUCGUGUGAACUAAAGUUCUCUGAAAACCACCUUCUGCAAAUAUCCAAACAUUCUUUGUCCUCACCCACACCAGGAGAAGAUGGACAGUCCACCUAAGCUAGCCGGGGAGACUCUUAUUGUCCACCACAUUCCGCUGGUUCACUGCCAGGUUUCGAGCUCACGACAGUGCUGUGGUAAUCCGUUGAAAAGGAACAGUAAUCCCUUCAGCUGCCCGGAGAACCUAGGAUUGAUUCGGACAACCUCCCUACCUGAGAGAGACAUUCUUCAGCGGGAGGCAUUGGUGUACAGCAGCCUCAUACAGACGUCGAGCAGCAGCCUUAGCUCUAGUGAUACUUUUGGGGAUGGAGGAAUGAGAGGAGGAGAGAAACGAGGAAGAGGAGGGAGAGAAGGGAGUAUGGCAAGCGACACUUCCUCUUUCACCUCAAGCAAUUCCGAAGAUCAGACUCAAGGCUUGCCAACGAAGACAGGAGAACGGCCAAACUCUAGACGUAACCCCUUUCUGCUCAACACUGAAGAUGAAGAUGAUGAGGAUGAAGACAAUCUGAAUGGAUAUUUGGAAGACUCCUCUUUUCACCUGCAUGGAAAUUUGCAUGAAAUCUCAAAUUCAGUGCUUGCAAAUGAAGACUUGCCCCCUUUCCAUUUACAUGACUUUGGGUUCACCACUGAACCUUUUCUCUUGCAUGGGUCUACAGAAAAACAGUGGUGUUCUACAAAUGGGCCUAGUGGGGAAGCAGAGACCAGAGACCACACAAUAGGUGGGACUUUUGAUUUGUCUACUCACAUGGAGGGCCUAAACUUGCUGAGAUUAGAUAGCCAGCGGCGCCACGGAAGCAGUGGUUCCACUCUUUCAAUGGACUGCGGUGAGCAAGAAUGGGGUGAGGAUGAUGAUUAUGAAGACCAGUCCAUGCAGGGCGGUAGAGGAAGUUCAGAAUGUUCCAGUCUGGCAGCACCACACUGCUCCUGUUGCAACCUUUCUCAGCCAUACCCUGAACCUUUUCAGGAAUCAUUCUCUGAGUGUCACCAGGGCUACGGCAGUGAUUCCUCCUGCAAUAGCUCAGAUGGAGUGCUGGUUAACUUCAGCACGAUUUUCAACAAAAUGAACAAUGUUGUCCCAGCCAAGCCAUUGCUCAAUAUCAAUAGUUCUGGUGAGCAAUCUUGUGCCUCAUCUGUGUCUGGUCUCAUUGGGAUGUGCGGGACAGAAUGUAGCAGUGGACAUGGAGCUUUCUACCUGGACUUACACACGUCCCCGAUUGAACCCCCUCAGCAUCCUUUGGCCACCCAAGAACAUGCAAACUCUUCCUCUGUAUCUCAGCCACAAGGUGCCACUAUUGAAGUAGAUGCCAACUGUAACUCAUACCACAACCUCCUUGGAAGUGAGGGACUGUCCUCUGCUGAAACCUCUGCCAAUGACCUCACCUCGUGUCUUCAAAGCCAAGCUCGCUUGGUUGUAGCAACACAGAAUUACUACAAGCUUGUGACGUGUGACCUUUCUUCCCAGUCCUCUCCCAGUCCGGUGGGAUCAUCGGUCACAAGCUGUUCAGAUGAGCACAGCAAAGGAAGCCCUACUCUGCCAACAGAGUACUACCUAUUUCAACAAAUGAAAGAGGACGAAGACGAGGAAGAUGCAGAACUGAAUGAAGAAAAGGAUCCAACUGAGAUUGACUCUACCCAUGAGAAUAUAAUUGAGGGGCAGGUGUAUAUCAACAUCUCCCCACCUAUGACAGCCUGCAAUUCAGUUGGUGCUUCAGGGAGCAGUCGUCCUCUUUCUCGCAGCUACGAUCGUAUGCUGGACAAGUCUCCAUCUCCUCGCCUUGGAUCCUUGGAGCGCAUGCUCAGCUGCCCUGUUCGGCUAAGUGAGAGUGCAGCUCCAAGCCCACCUCCUCCACCACGUGUCACUUCUUUUGCAGAAAUAGCAAGAAAUAAGAGGAGAACUGGAGGGUCACCAUCACAGAGGGGUGGCAUGGAGGCCACGUCCACACACUCUCACUCUUCUGGAGAGUUCUCGCCCAUCCUGGAAGGCUUUCCGCAGGGUCAGAGCCACAGUUUGCCACCACUCACUCGAUGCCAUAGUCAAGGGAGCUGUGAACAGACUCGAACCAUAGGAGAAGGUGGCCUGUCUAGCUCCACGGACUCCUCUCCAGUUGUAAUUCGCUAUAGCAAAAAUCAACGUCCGACCUCAUUGCCUAUUCAGCCCUUCACUUUCCAGCACCAGUUUGGAAAACCCCAGGCGAAGCCUAUCCUUCCUCUUCUGGACGGAUACAUCAGCCAUAUGCAGGCUCGAGGGGCUGCAGCACCUGAGGGUGGUGAAGAUGAGUCAGAAGAAGACCACAAGUCACCUCACGACAACUCCAAUGCACCUACAACAGUGCGUCCGUCCCCACUGGGCAGUUACUCCCCUGUUCGCCUCCAAUGUGCACCCACCUCUUCUGGAACCUGCUCGACAUGCUCUCCGACCCCGGGUGGUCUGAGGCCGCCACGUUCCCUCUCUUGCCCCAUCUCUGCAGGUCUUCUGCCCCAGCAUACCCCAACUGGAGUGGCCAUACGUACAGAGACUUCUAAAAUCACUCCCUUACCUCCUACACCGCCUCCACCUCCGGUGAUGAAGCAGAAUCCGCUGAUGCCUGCGUUGCCCACUAGAAGUCACUGUUUCCACCGUGGCAAUUUGCCGACGCUUCCCAGCUCUUGUCUCAGUCCUCUUGGACAGUUGGAGCCGGCGCCACAGGAAGAGCCAGUGAAAGUUUUACCGGCGUGCGUGACACAGCGACAGCCUAAUGUGCACCACCUCUCCCCCCAGGCACUCAAAUGGAGAGAGUACAGGCGCAAGAACCCUCUGGGUGUGGAGCGCAGUAAAGACGGCCAUCAUUCUCUCUCUUGUGCUUUGGAAAACAAGACACCUGGAACUCGUGUCAUGCGACGCAAUGUGUUUGAUUUCCCUCCAACCAACCAACCACUCAGCUUCGGCAGACUGAAUGGUGCUGAACCAAUUUCUGUCACCCAAUGGGCGUUUAGGGGAAGGAGCUGGAAAGGGGGCUGGGGUCAGUCAUUGAGGCAACUGCCCCAGUGCUACAGCGACUUUCUGCCUGAUUAUUUCUCUCAGACAGAGCGCCCCCCAGAGGAAUUCUGCUUAUCUCCUGAUGCUAAUACUGACGAAUCCAUUUCUAUAGACCUGUUGCAGAAGAGAGGUUUGGUGAAGGCCAUAAACACAGCAGUGGAUCUGAUAGUUGCUCAUUUUGGUACCAGUAGGGAUGCAGGAGUUAAGGCCAAAUUGGGUAAUAGCUCUGUUAGUCCAAACGUGGGUCAUCUUAUUCUAAAGUACCUGUGUCCUGCCAUUCGUGAGAUACUGCAUGAUGGGCUGAAAGCGUAUAUACUGGACCUGAUCAUUGGACAACGCAAAAACCAGCCCUGGAGUGUGGUCGAGGCCUCUACACAACUCGGUCCCUCUACAAGAGUUUUGCACAGUCUAUUUUCUAAAGUCAGUCAGUAUUCUGAGCUGACCAAUCACAGUAUGAGACUCAAUGCCUUCAUCUUUGGCCUGCUAAACUUGCGAUCUUUGGAAUUCUGGUUCAAUCACAUUUAUACACAUGAAGACAUCAUAGCAGCACACUACCACCCAUGGGGUUUCCUACCCCUGUCUCAAGGGGCGUGCCAGCCACUGUUCGAAGAGUUGCUGCUCCUGCUUCAGCCGUUGUCACUGUUGCCCUUUGACCUUGACCUGCUAUUUGAGCCACACCAGCUACAGAAAGGGGAAGAACACCUGAGACGCAAAGAACAGCUGUGCUCUGCACGCCAAGGCCUCGACCAAUCAGAUCGCUCCACCUUCCAGCUAAUGCGUGGCUGUGGAAUGUUGGAGUCUGGUGCACAGGAAAUGGGAAUACUGCCUCAGAGAGAAAAAUUCAUGCUGAGAGAUGAGGACAGCCGGCUUAGGACGGAGGGAGUGAUAUUAAAAAUGAAACGAGAUGGGCGGAAGAGUGAAGGAGAGCGUGAAUCACGGGAUAAGGAGGCUGGAGUUGGCAAAGAGUGUUUGAGGAAGAGUGACGCAGGGCUGAUAGAGGGUGGUGGGUGGUGUGCUGGCAGGAUGAAGGGAGUUGGAGAAGAUUGUGAGAAGGAGAAAAGGAGAGAAGGAGAUGGAGCCAAACAGAGAAACCGACAAGCUGGCUGGUGGUAUCAGCUGAUGCAAAGUUCACAGGUUUACAUCGACAACUCUGCCGAGGGCUCGAAAUUCGUGAAGUUGGAAAAGAGGAGGAAAGGUGGCAUUGAAAGUCACCGGCAAAGCCAUCCACCUACUAGAGAAGGUGUGGUUGAGGGGGCUGAAGCCAUUCAACAGAUGGAUGAACAGGUGGAACAUGGUCGGACCAGCAGUAGCAAUAAUAAUAGUGCUGGCAAUGGGGUCCUCCACCAAUCAGCAUUGUCAGAACCCACCAAAGCUGCAAAGGGGAAGCCAUCGUGGAUGGGAAGUCCACCGGAAUCAGUGCUCACUGAGCUGAAGAAGAGCAAGGAGAAGCAGCUAGAAUGCCAGGAUGCCUAUGAAGGGGUUCAGGCCCAAGCAGGAGCAGGGGAGGAUGGGUCGGCACAGGUGCUCCGUUGGGGGCGGCUGUUUGGAGCUGGAAACGCAAGCAAGAUCGAGAAAAGUGAGCAGAAAUCAGUCAGGAAACAAAGAUUGCCAUCUGGUUGGUUGAGUCUUGACCGUUCUGUUUUGGAUUUGGUGGCUCAGUCUGUUGGAGUGGGGAAAAAAGCAGAGCAACAAUCGCUCACGUUUCAAAGCCAAGAAUCCCACCUUGGCCCAACUAAACAAGCACAAACACAGAAUCCCCCAACACAGAGACAAGCCCUUCGUGAAGUGAAGGCGUUAUGCCAUCAUAUUGCCACAGAGCCAGGCCAGCUCAGUUUCCACAAAGGUGACGUGCUGCAGGUGCUCAGCAGGGCAGACUCUGAUUGGCUGCUGUGUGCUCUGGGCGACACACAGGGCCUUGUUCCCAUCAUAUACGUCACCCUGAUUGAGGACAGUCAGGAGCGCUGAAACUCAGGCUCUGAAAGAGACGGGUGCGAGAUGAGAUGCGAUUGGGGACAAAGAGGAGGGUCACUGCUUUUCUGAAUAUAAAAGCUGCUGCACAA